Psilocybe cubensis is the source of this 903-nucleotide messenger RNA. RefSeq lists its product as uncharacterized. Bases 1 to 903 code for a protein of 300 amino acids. Gene Ontology annotation, cellular component: glutaminase complex; cytosol. NCBI's taxonomy places the organism in Eukaryota, Fungi, Basidiomycota, Agaricomycetes, Agaricales, Agrocybaceae. Gene Ontology annotation, biological process: pyridoxal 5'-phosphate biosynthetic process; pyridoxine metabolic process. Gene Ontology annotation, molecular function: glutaminase activity. The transcript has 5 exons. The record is from RefSeq and is a predicted model, not a curated record.
AUGCCUGCACCCGCAGCAUCGAUAUCUCCCGGAGACAGCGAGCGCCGUGUGGUCGUCGGUAUCCUCGCUCUACAAGGCGCAUUUGUCGAGCACAAAACCGCACUGGAGAAACUCCCCGGCUCACGCAAGCUCGAAGUCAUCUUCGUCAAAACUCCCGACGAGCUCGCUAGAUGCGAUGCGCUGAUUAUCCCUGGCGGAGAAAGCACAACCAUCGCGCUCCUCGCGCGCAUAUCCGGCGUCCUCGACCCCCUCCGCGCCUUCAUCAAGCACAAACCCGUCUGGGGCACCUGCGCCGGCGCAAUCCUCCUCUCCCACUCCGUCGAGAACGCAAAAAAGGGCGGCCAAGACCUGCUCGGUGGGAUCUCCAUCACCAUCGCACGCAACGGGUGGGGUUCACAGGUCGAGUCGUUUGAAGCGGCGCUUGACGUCCCUGGCCUGCGCAACCCCGAAGAUCCAUUCACAGGUGUAUUCAUUCGCGCUCCCGUUGUCCUAAAAUUAACACCAGGCCCAUCCGACCCGCCCAUCGAAGUAAUCGCCAAACUCUCCCCGCACCUCCUCCCCUCCUCGCUAUCAUCAAACGCAAACGCAAACUUAAACGCAGACGCAGACACAAACCCAAACCACAACCCAAACCCAAACCCAAACCCCAGCCCAGACACAACCAAAGACGACCCAAAAACCUACGUCGCGCUCCGCCAAGGCCUCCACUUCCUCACGACCUUCCACCCCGAGCUCACGAGCGAUAAUCGGUUCCAUGAGUAUUUUGUUAGAGAGUGUGUGUUGGGUGGUGCUGGUGCUUCUGCUUCUGCUUCUGCUUCUGCUUCUGCUUCUGCUUCUGCUUCUGCUUCUUCUACUACUGCUACUAGUACUUCUACUUCUACUAGUACUGCUACUGCUACUUAG